Messenger RNA from Coccinella septempunctata (seven-spotted ladybird), 3159 nucleotides. RefSeq lists its product as uncharacterized. The coding region runs from base 1 to 3159 and encodes 1052 amino acids. Gene Ontology annotation, biological process: DNA repair; telomere maintenance. The transcript is spliced from 2 exons. The record is from RefSeq and is a predicted model, not a curated record. Gene Ontology annotation, molecular function: DNA helicase activity. Lineage: Eukaryota; Metazoa; Arthropoda; Insecta; Coleoptera; Coccinellidae.
AUGGUUUCUGUGGAUAAUUUGUCAGAUGGAGACCAGUAUUAUUUACUGGAGGAAUACGAUUCCUCCUCAUUUGGAGUCGUUCCAUCUGAAAGAAUAUCUACAAAAGCAGUUUUGUCAUCGAUGAUAUCGGAAAAUUGCGAAGUUGGACAGGACGAUAAUUACGAAACGGAAACCUCUACGUCUGUUGUGUGUGAUGUCGCUGAACAUCAGGAGGACACGCCUGCCCAUUACCUUGAGGCGCUUAGUAGUGAGUGCUCUUUCUGUGGAGCUCUAUUUUUUCGCACCGAGAAUAUGAUUUGCUGCAAAAGAGGCGCAGUGAGCCUUCCGGUGAGUGCCGCUUAUCCGGACCUGCUGAAGGCUUUGAUCAUGAACAACCACCCUCAAUCGAAGAACUUCAUACAACAUAUAAGAAGUUACAACACGCUGCUCGCCCUUGGCUCCACGACAAUCGUUCAAAGAGAAGGUUUGGCGAGAGGAGCCCCUGUUGUUGUGGUCUCAGGACAGAUAUACCACCGAGUAGGCGAUGUUUGUCCAUCCGAUCCAGCAUUUGGAUCGCUGUAUUUCGUGGAUUCAGGAGAAGCCACGAAGAAGAGGGCAUCAAAAGGAGUUGGAGACGGUUGCAACCCCCGAUUAUUAGGGCAAAUAGAUGCUCUGCUGAGGGAAACUCACCCAUACGCCCAAAUGUACUCUACCCUAGGUCAAGUGGUUCGUGACACACGACGAACCAGUGGUAACGAUUCCGUUCCGCAACUUGGCCUAUAUUUCCACCAACAACCAGGAACCAACAGGAAGGUCUACGCGGCACCUUCCACUUCCACCGAAAUCGGCGCUAUUUUUCGUACAGUCGACGGGGAUAUACCUCCACCAGGCACAGUUCGUGUGAAUUUAAUAAGUACAAGUAAUAGUUUCCAAAUUAAGGAUAUCCCAAAAUUGUCUCCAAUUGUUGAUGCUCUCUGUUAUCCAUUACUUUUCCCUAACGGAGAAUUGGGAUGGUCGACUGGGUUGCAGAAAACAAUUGGAAAUAAACGGAUUUCAAAAUUAGAAUUCGAGUGCUACCGUCUGAUGAUUCGUGCAAAUCAUUUUAACCCGAUCCUUCUUUCUGGGCGCUUGGCUCAACAGUUCAUCGUUGACAAAUACGUUGAGUUAGAAGGUUUCCGAUUAAAUUUUUUGCGAACACAUCAGAAGGAAUUACGCGUCGAGAGCUACGUCGGGCUCCAAGAUUAUAUUGCGCGAAGAACGGUAGUGGAACCAGACGGUGGUGAAAGAAUAGGUAGAGUUACUAUCCUACCGAGUUCGUUCAUCGGAGGGGCACGUUUCAUGCAGCAAAAUUAUCAAGAUGCAAUGGCCAUUGUAGCAAAAUAUGGCAGACCCUCCCUUUUCGUCACUUUCACCUGUAACCCCAACUGGCGUGAGAUCACUGAAAAUAUGGGAAGUAAACUGUUGAAUCCUCAGGAUAGACCGGAACUAAUCGCGCGAGUGUUCGAUUUAAAAAGGAGGGCAUUUUUCGAGGAUAUAUUGAAAUUCAAAAUUUUCGGUGAUGUGAUCGCUUACGUUUACGUUAUAGAAUUUCAAAAACGCGGUCUUCCUCAUAUGCACUGCCUUCUGACUUUGGCAGAUGAAUAUAAACUGCGAAAUUCUGAGGAUGUAGACAAGCUGAUUUGCGCCGAGCUACCAGCCGAAAAAACCCGGCUUUUUGAUAUUAUAAUGUCCACCAUGAUUCACGGACCCUGUGGUGAUCGCGCACCGGAUUCUCCAUGUAUGGUCGACGGACAGUGCACCAAGCAUUAUCCCAAAGAGUUUUCGGAAAUUACCAAAAUUAAUUGUGCGUUGCCCGUAUAUAGGCGAAGAAAUGACGGUCGCACCGCGAUAUUCAAAAGAAACAAAGGAAUGUGUGUGAUAGAUAACAGAGACGUAGUUCCGUAUAAUCCAUAUUUAUCCAUGAAAUAUCAAUCUCAUAUAAACGUGGAAGUGAUAACUUCAGUAGGAGCUAUCAAAUAUGUUUUCAAAUACAUAAAUAAAGGUCCUGAUGCUGCCGUUCUUCAGUUGCGAAAUGAGGUCGUUUGGGACGAAAUCCAAGCAUUCAUUGAUUCCCGCUACAUCUCUUCCGGUGAAUCAGCUUGGAGAUUGUUGUCUUUCCAUAUUCAAGACAAAAGUCAUACAAUCUAUAGGUUACCCGUCCAUUUGCCUGGAGAACGUGAGGUAUAUUUUGAAGAAGGGGAAGAGAUGACAGCGUUACAACGUUCAAAACUCAGUCGUUUGGAGGCGUAUUUCGAACUUAAUGUGAACGAUCCUAGCGCACGUGAAUGGAAGUAUUGUGAAAUACCUCUCCUUUAUUCUUUUAAUGCCACCCAACAUCGCUGGGUUAGACGUUUGAGAAAACGAUCUGUAAUACCUAGGAUGUACACUAUAAGUCCGAAGUACAUAGAAAAGUUUAAUUUGCGUAUUUUGCUCCUUCACGUUCCAGGAGCAAAAUCUUUUAAUGAUUUAAAAUUCUUCGGCGGCACAUUAUAUUCUACGUUUAAAGAAGCGGUACUGGCCAGAAAUCUGAUAGCGUCAGAUUCGGAGUGGUUCAGAACUCUGGAACACGCAGCCCUGGUAGAAAUGCCCGGGUGUAUGCGGAAAUUAUUCGCGUACAUGCUGUGUUUCUGUGAGAUCGGCGAACCACUGUCACUUUGGAAUGAGUUCAAGCGAUUCAUGAUAGAGGAUUAUGUGAGGAAAGGUAUCUCAGAAUGCCAAUCUGAAGAUUGCGCUCUGCGUAGAAUCGAGAAGACAUUACGUUUUCUGGGAAAAACUCUCAGAGACUUUAAUCUGCCGGAGCCGACCUCAAGUUCGGGAGUCAACGUUACCAACACCAACGACGACGAUGAGACUUCGAGAACGGAGUCGUCAGAUUCAAGUCUUGGGAGUUUGAACCAGGAACAACGCAAUGUGUUCAACAAAAUCAUUUCUGCGGUCGAGUCAGCGGCGUUAGGUGUAGAUAGAUAUUUCUAUCUCCAAGGCAGUGGUGGUACGGGAAAGACUCAUCUGUACAACACGUUGCUGGAAUAUUGCGAGGAACGGCAUAUACCAACUCUUGCCGUAGCCUUCACUGGGAUAGCUGCGUUAUUGCUCAGAAACGGAAGAACGGUCCAUUCGACGUUCAGGAGGCUGACCACUUGA